AACGUCAAUCAAAACUUUAGCCCAAUCGCCUUUCAGCGUGGCGUAAAUCCGGAAAUACUUGACUUUGCCGGAAAUCGAAGAAGUGUGCUGGAUUUUAGAAGGAAUGAGGAGCAAAGCUAACUACACGAAGAGGACUUAAGGACAGUUUAAAGGAGUAGGAAGGAAACGAACCAAGCAUGCUGGUAAUGAAGACCGCUGUGUCCUUCCUGAUUGCUGCCUAUGUGUCCACACCAGUCCUGCUCUACGCGCUCCCUUGGACUUUGGGAUACGCCAUAUUUGCUCACUUGUUGAGAAUUCCGUUGUUUGUGGAUCUGGGCCGGCCUGAAAACAUACUGAACCACACCAGCAACUUCUACCUCCACACCGAGGAGGGCAUCACGGCAUACGCUCCCUGCCAGCCAAUGGGGCGAGGCCGCAGGGAAAAGCCCCGAAUGGUACCGAGAAGCUCUUGGAGACGGAAGCCCUGUUAUUGUCUAUCUCCAUGGCAACGUGGGAAACAGAUUUUAAGCCGAGGCGGUUUCCAUGUCCUGUCUUUGGACUACAGAGGCUUUGGCGACUCCACUGGGGUGCCCACAGAAAGCGGUUUGACCACAGACGCCCUCUACCUGUACAAGUGGGUGAAGCGGCACAGCAGGAGGUCUCUGGUGUACUUGUGGGGACACUCUCUGGGAUCAGGGGUUGCCAGCAACACGGCAGUCAAGCUGCAAGAAGAAGGGUCCACUCUGGAUGCCUUGAUCCUGGAGGCUGCUUUCACAAAAAUAGGAGAGGUUGUCACCGUCUUUCCGCUGUCCAAGCUCUACAUGUUCCUUCCGGGCUUUGAAGACUUUCUGUGGGACACUUUGGAAACAAACAACCUGCUGUUUGCUAACGACGAGAAUGUGAAGGCUCUGACGUGUCCACUGCUCAUACUGCAUGCAGAGGACGACGACGUGGUUCCGUACCACAUGGGUCAGAAGCUGUACCAGAUUGCUGCGCGAGUGCGGAAGGAACGCCACAGCAACGUCAAGCUGGAAAUGAUCUCCUACGAAGCAAGUCAUGGAUACUCCCACUGUGACAUCCACUUAGACCCCAACCUGUCCAAGUCAGUGCGGGAAUUUCUGAACCUCCGAGGGUAGAGUGACUAACAGCACACCCCCCUCGUCAUCAUCAUGUAACACACACACACACUGUCGGUGUAACAACCACAUUAGAUGCUGAAUGUCACAUACUGUACACAUUGCAGUAAAACAUGAGUGUUACUGUACCGUACUUCUGACCUGUGUUACAGUAACACAUAACAUACAUGUCAUUGAUAUAGGUUUAGUUGUAUAUGCGACAUGCACGUGACGUACUGUCUGUUACUGUAACGUUCAUAUCACAUUUGUUACUGCGCAUUGCGUGUGACAUUCUGUAUGUAGCAGGCAACGCACUUUUACUGGAACAGAGUGUUACAGUAGCAUACAAAAUGAUGUAUCUCUGUAACGUAUGACAGUGUAAAAUGCAUGACAAAAUGACUGUAAGUAGGACACUGUAAUGUAACAAGUGUGGUGUAUGUGUCCGUAACAAUGUUACAGUGACAUGCCGUGUUGGUGUACUGUCACAUACACAGCAUAUACUGUUACUGUGACAUGCUUGGCAUAUACUGUAAUAUACGUGUUACUGUAAAAUGUAUGCCAUAUAAUGUUACAUUAAUUUACAUGUGUUACUGUAACAUUUAAUAUGUUGUUAUUGUAACACAAAUGGCAUUUCCUGUUACAGUAACGGGACAUGUGUUACUGUAAAAAAGCAUAUACUGUUGCAGUUACAUGUGAUGUGUUACUGUAACAUGUAUGCCAUAUACUGUUACGGUAACAACUAAUAUGUUAUUGUAACACAAAUGGUAUUUCCUGUUACAGUAAUGCGACAUGUGUUACUGUAACAUGUAUGCCAUAUACUGUUACAGUAACAUCUAAUAUGCUGUGUUAUUGUGACAUGAAUCGCAUUUUCUGUUAUAGUAACGUGACAUGUGUUACUGUAAAAUAGCAUAUACUGUUGCAGUUACAUGUGAUGUGUUACUGUAACAUGUAUGCCAUACACUGUUACGGUAACAACUAAUAUGGUAUUGUAACAUGACAUGUUAAUGUAACAUCUAAUAUGUUGUUAUUGUAACACAAAUGGUAUUUCCUGUUACAGUAAUGCGACAUGUGUUACUGUAACAUGUAUGCCAUAUACUGUUACAGUAACAUCUAAUAUGCUGUGUUAUUGUGACAUGAAUCACAUUUUCUGUUAUAGUAACGUGACAUGUGUUACUGUAAAAUAGCAUAUACUGUUGCAGUUACAUGUGAUGUGUUACUGUAACAUGUAUGCCAUAUACUGUUACUGUAACAUCUAAUGUGUUAGUGUAACACGAAUGGCAUUUCCUGUUGCAGUAACACAUCUCACGUUACUGUAACAUGUAUGCCAUAUACUGUUACUGUAACAUCUGUGUUAUUGUAACAUGACAUGUUAAUGUAACAUCUAAUAUGUUAUUGUAACAAAUGGUAUUUCCUGUUACAGUAAUGCGACAUGUGUUACUGUAACAUGUAUGCCAUAUACUGUUACAGUAACAUCUAAUAUGCUGUGUUAUUGUGACAUGAAUCACAUUUUCUGUUAUAGUAACGUGACAUGUGUUACUGUAAAAUAGCAUAUACUGUUGCAGUUACAUGUGAUGUGUUACUGUAACAUGUAUGCCAUAUACUGUUACUGUAACAUCUAAUGUGUUAGUGUAACACGAAUGGCAUUUCCUGUUGCAGUAACACAUCUCACGUUACUGUAACAUGUAUGCCAUAUACUGUUACUGUAUCAUCUCUGUUAUUGUAACAUGACAUGUUAAUGUAACAAAUGGUAUUUCCUGUUACAGUAAUGCGACAUGUGUUACUGUAACAUGUAUGCCAUAUACUGUUACAGUAACAUCUAAUAUGCUGUGUUAUUGUGACAUGAAUCGCAUUUUCUGUUAUAGUAACGUGACAUGUGUUACUGUAAAAUAGCAUAUACUGUUGCAGUUACAUGUGAUGUGUUACUGUAACAUGUAUGCCAUACACUGUUACGGUAACAACUAAUAUGGUAUUGUAACAUGACAUGUUAAUGUAACAUCUAAUAUGUUGUUAUUGUAACACAAAUGGUAUUUCCUGUUACAGUAAUGCGACAUGUGUUACUGUAACAUGUAUGCCAUAUACUGUUACAGUAACAUCUAAUAUGCUGUGUUAUUGUGACAUGAAUCGCAUUUUCUGUUAUAGUAACGUGACAUGUGUUACUGUAAAAUAGCAUGUACUGUUGCAGUUACAUGUGAUGUGUUACUGUAACAUGUAUGCCAUAUACUGUUACUGUAACAUCUCAUGUGUUAGUGUAACACGAAUGGCAUUUCCUGUUGCAGUAACCCGUCUCACGUUACUGUAACAUGUAUGCCAUAUACUGUUACUGUAACAUCUAAUGUGUUAUUGAAACAUGAAUGGCAUUUCCUGUUGCAGUAACACGUCUCACGUUACUGUAACAUGUAUACUAUAUACUGUUGCAGUUACAUGUGAUGUGUUACUGUAACGUGUAUGCCAUAUACUGUUACUGUAUGUUAAUGUAACAUCUAAUAUGUUAUUGUAACACAAAUGGUAUUUCCUGUUACAGUAAUGCGACAUGUGUUACUGUAACAUGUAUGCCAUAUGCUGUUACAGUAACAUCUAAUAUGCUGCGUUAUUGUGACAUGAAUUGCAUUUUCUGUUAUAGUAACGUGACAUGUGUUACUGUAAAAUAGCAUAUACUGUUGCAGUUACAUGUGAUGUGUUACUGUAACAUGUAUGCCAUAUACUGUUACUGUAACAUCUAAUGUGUUAUUGUAACAUGAAUUGCAUUUCCGGUUGCAGUAACACGUCUCACGUUACUGUAACAUGUAUACUAUAUACUGUUGCAGUUACAUGUGAUGUGUUUCUGUAACAUGAAUGCCAUAUACUGUUAUGGUAACAUCUGAUAUUUUAUUGUAACGUGACAUGUGUUACUGUAACAUGUAUAGUAUAUACUGUUACAGUAACACAUUGCAACAAAUGGCAUAUACUGUUGCAUUAAUAAUGUGUUACUGGAACAUGUAUGCCAUAUACUGUUACAGUAACAUCCAAUAUGUUGCGUUAUUGUAACAUGAAUGGCAUUUCCUGUUACAGUAAUGUGCCAUGUGUUACUGUAACGAAUAGCAUAUACUGUUGCGGUUACAUGUGAUGUGUGACUGUAACAUGUAUGCCAUAUACUGUUACAAUAACAUCUAAUGUGUUAUUGUAACAUGAAUGGCAUUUCCUGUUACAAUAACAUCUAAUGUGUUAUUGUAACAUGAAUGGCAUUUCCUGUUACAGUAAUGUGCCAUUUGUUACUGGAACAAAUAGCAUAUACUGUUGGUUACAUGUGAUGUGUUACUGUAACAUGUAUGCCAUAUACUGUUACAGUAACAUCUAAUGUGUUAAUGUAACAUGAAUGGCAUUUCCUGUUGCAGUAACAUGUGUCACGUUACUGUAACAUGUAUACUAUAUAGUACUAUCUAUCUAUCUACUGUUGCAGUUACAUGUGAUGUGUUACUGUAACAUGUAUGCCAUAUACUGUUAUGGUAACAUCUGAUAUUUUAUUGUAACAUGGUAACAUGGCAUUUCCUGAUACAGUAACGUGACAUGUGUUACUGUAACAUGUAUAGUAUAUACUGUUACAGUAACACAUUAUAACAAAUGGCAUAUACUGUUGCAUUAAUAAUGUGUUACUGGAACAUGUAUGCCAUAUACUGUUACAGUAACAUCCAAUAUGUUGUGUUAGUGUAACAUGAAUGGCAUUUUCUGUUACAAUAACAUCUAAUGUGUUAUUGUAACAUGAAUGGCAUUUCCUGUUACAGUAAUGUGCCAUGUGUUACUGUAACGAAUAGCAUAUACUGUUGCGGUUACAUGUGAUGUGUGACUGUAACAUGUAUGAUAUAUACUGUUACAAUAACAUCUAAUGUGUUAUUGUAACAUGAAUGGCAUUUCCUGUUACAGUAAUGUGCCAUUUGUUACUGGAACAAAUAGCAUAUACUGUUGGUUACAUGUGAUGUGUUACUGUUACAUGUAUGCCAUAUACUGUUACAGUAACAUCUAAUGUGUUAUUGUAACAUCAAUGGCAUUUCCUGUUCCAGUAACCGUACGUGACAUGUUAAAUAGCAUAUAGUGUUGCAGUUACAUGUGAUGUGUUACUGUAACAGUAACAUAUUAUGCACUGUAGUUGAAACAUGAACCAAAAGCAUGAGUGUGGUGAGGAUGCACUGCAACUUUAAUGUCAACACUGUUAGGCAAGACCGAAGUCAGGAUUGUGUCAAAGAGGCCAGAUUGUGCAAGGAAAGCUCUCAGGUGUGAGUGAAUAGUUUCUAGAGGCCACAGUGAAAAUGUGUAACAGACUAAAGUGUUGUAGAUGGCAAAUAAAGCAUGUGAAAGUGAGGCGUGUUACUUCCUGGGUGGUCACUUCUUCAGAGCUCUGGCAGUUUCCACGAUGGCCUCUCUGGGCUCGUUGGGUGGGGGGAUCUUGAGGUCAGUGGGCUCCACCCCCCAGACCUCGGUGGCGUACUCGGCGAUGGUUCUGUCGCUGGAGAACUUUCCUGUCGCCGCAAUGUUCCUCACCACCAUUUUGGUCCACUCUUUUGGUUUCUGGAGGAGGACAUGAAGCGUGAGGCCACUGAGUGUGGUGUGGAACGUCACCAGGCACUGAGUGUGGUGUGGAACGUCACCAGGCACUGAGUGUGGUGUGGAACGUCACCAGGCACUGAGUGUGGUGUGGAACGUCAUCAGGCACCGAGUGUGGUGUGGAACAUCAUCAGGCACCGAGUGUGGUGUGGAACAUCAUCAGGCACCGAGUGUGGUGUGGAACGUCACCAGGCACUGAGUGUGGUGUGGAACGACAUCAGGCACUGAGUGUGGUGUGGAACGUCACCAGGCACUGAGUGGUGUGGAAUGUCACCAGGCACUGAGUGUGGUGCGGAACGUCACCAGGCACUUAGUGUGGUGUGGAACGUCACCAGGCACUGAGUGUGGUGUGGAACGUCACCAGGCACUGAGUGUGGUGUGGAACGUGUGAACGUCACCAGGCACUUGGUGUGGUGUGGAACGUCACCAGGCACUGAGUGUGGUGUGGAACGUCACCAGGCACUGAGUGUGGUGUGGAACGUCACCAGGCACUGAGUGUGGCGUGGAAUGUCACCAGGCACUGAGGAACGUCACCAGGCACUGAGUGUGGUGUGGAACGUCAUCAGGCACUGAGUGUGGUGUGGAACGUCAUCAGGCACUGAGUGUGGUGUGGAACGUCAUCAGGCACUGAGUGUGGUGUGGAACGUCAUCAGGCACUGAGUGGAACGUCACCAGGCACUGAGUGUGGUGUGGAACGUCAUCAGGCCCUGAGUGUGGUGUGGAACGUCACCAGGCACUGAGUGUGGUGUGGAAGGUCACCAGGCACUGAGUGGUGUGGAAGGUCACCAGGCACUGAGUGUGGUGUGGAAGGUCACCAGGCACUGAGUGGUGUGGAAGGUCACCAGGCACUGAGUGUGGUGUGGAAGGUCACCAGGCACUGAGUGUGGUGUGGAAGGUCACCAGGCACUGAGUGUGGUGUGGAAGGUCACCAGGCACUGAGUGUGGUGUGGAAGGUCACCAGGCACUGAGUGUGGUGUGGAACGUCAUCAGGCACUGAGUGUGGUGUGGAACGUCAUCAGGCCCUGAGUGUGGUGUGGAACGUCAUCAGGCCCUGAGUGUGGUGUGGAAGGUCACCAGGCACUGAGUGUGGUGUGGAACGUCACCAGGCACUGAGUGUGGUGUGGAACGUCACCAGGCACUGAGUGUGGUGUGGAAGGUCACCAGGCACUGAGUGUGGUGUGGAAGGUCACCAGGCACUGAGUGUGGUGUGGAACAUCACCAGGCACACGUUACCUGGUAGAGUUUGCUGACUUUCUCCUGGCACUUCAAGUACGCCUCGAAGUCUGCAAACACUUUGAACCUGCACACCAACACCAGGAAAUGCAUCAACACACAAAACAGGAUUUUACUUCCUGGAGUUUUGUUGUUUUUUUUGCCCCACCGGUCAUGUUUGAAGAGCAUCUCCGUCAAGUCUUUGAAGAGAUCUGGGUUUUUGGGGCUGAAGAAUCCGCUCGUGAUCUGGUCCAUUGCUUGUUUCAGCUCAGGGAUCUUCUCGUAGUAAGACAUGGCGUCAUACCUAAACAAAGAAAAACAAAUACUUUGAUUGAUUGAUUGAGACUUGUAUUAGUAGAUUGCACAGUACAGUACAUAUUCCGUACAAUUGACCACUAAAUGGUAACACCCCAAUAAGUUAUUCAACUUGUUUAAGUCGAGGUCCACGUUAACAAUUCAUGGUAAGAGAAUGUGGCAUUAAUUGGAGAGAGGCUAUUAUUUACUGAAUGUAAAAGGUUAUUGCAGGCGUUCUGUGGCCCAAUUUCAAUCUUUUAUAUUACAAGUAAGGCUGGGCGAUACAUGGAAUAUACUCGAUAUAUCGCAGGUUUGUCUCUGUGCGAUAUAGAAAAUGACUAUAUCGUGAUAUUCCAGUAUACGUUCUCACGCAGUUGCUUUUAGCUGCGGGCAUUACACUACAGGCUCUUCUCACUCUUGUCUCUCCUUCUCAGAGACAUAAAACAAGCACACCUUCUUACUAGGGAUGUCAAUAAAUGCUUUAAAAUGUAAUAUCGGAAAUGAUCGGUCUCGUUUUUUUUCUUAUCGGUAUCAUUUUUUUUUUUUUUUUUUUAAAUUAAAUCAACAUAAAAAAACACAAGAUACACUUACAAUUAGUGCACCAACCCAAAAAACCUCCCUCCCCCAUUUACACAAAAGGGUUGUUUCUUUCUGUUAUUAAUAUUCUGGUUCCUACAUUAUAUAUCAAUAUAUAUCAAUACAGUCUGCAAGGGAUACAGUCCGUAAGCA
Molecule: messenger RNA, 7904 nt
Organism: Entelurus aequoreus (snake pipefish)
Lineage: Eukaryota; Metazoa; Chordata; Actinopteri; Syngnathiformes; Syngnathidae
Product: lysophosphatidylserine lipase ABHD12-like
Exons: 12
Coding region: 177-1115 (312 amino acids)
Biological process (GO): monoacylglycerol catabolic process; phosphatidylserine catabolic process
Cellular component (GO): endoplasmic reticulum membrane
Molecular function (GO): monoacylglycerol lipase activity; phosphatidylcholine lysophospholipase A1 activity
Source: RefSeq, a predicted model, not a curated record